UACAGAUCAGUAGCUGAAACACUGACACCAUGCACAUCUUGCACAUCUGUAUUGUGUUUUCAGCUUUGCUUGCAAGUGUCGGAGCAGUCGCUCCCACUUUGGCUCCAAUAAAAGCUAAAGCUACGGUGACUACGGGAGAGCAGCGUCUCUUUUCAGGGGAAGAUGUGCAGCUGACCUGCGGCGUACCGGACGAUCUUUCGUCCUCAUGGAUGUAUCAGUGGUUCCAUGACGGCGAGCCGGUCAACUCUUGGCAGGUGUACCAUUUGAGAAACGCACGAGUCCAGCAAAGUGGAAGCUACACCUGUGAGGCACAGAAAGGAUUUUGGCCCAAUGUAGUGACAGCACUUCAGAGUGACCCGAUAAAUGUCCAUGUUGACGGUGGCUGGGUCCUCCUGAGAGCUCCUGUUGAGCCUUUACUCAUUGAAGAAACGAUGACCCUGACCUGCCGUGUUCGUAACAACCCUGUCCUGUCGAACGCGGUGUUCUACAAGAAUGGGAAUGAGUUUGCAAGACUGAAUGUUCGAGACAUGGAGUUUCCCAGCCUUAAGUUGGAGGACAGAGGCACAUACUCAUGCCGAGCAACAUGGGUUCAGGGCAGCGAAUAUCACUCUGCCUUGUCUGUGACUUCCCCUGUGAAAGUGUUAGAUAAGGUGAACACCCCCAGGCUGGAGUUUUCAACAGGUCGGGUUCAGGCCAGCAUGAAGAGUGGAAGCACGGCGACGCUCAAGUGUGUCACCAAAAUCAACGCAAGAGAGCCAGGCCUGUCUUUAGAGUACUACUUCAUGAAAAACGGUGAACGUCUGAGGCCCGUUUCAGCCCAAAACACGUACUUCAUCCCAAAGGUAAACGUAGAGGAUAGUGGAAUCUACACCUGCAAAAUUCAAGUCAGGGGUUUGUUACUGGAGAGGUGGAGUAACCAGGCAGAGCUGAAGGUCCAUCCAUAGACUGCUGAGACCUUGGUGACACCAAGCAACUCCUCUGUUCCCCAACCUCCUGACAUCAAACUACUGAAUUACACAGUUUGGUAUUUUCUGACUCUCAUACAUUUACUCAGUAACACUGUGUACUGAGAUUUGGUGUCUAUUAAAUAAUAUUUUAUCUGUGCCUAAUAGAUUGUAUCCAUUUACAUAUUUUAAAUAUAUAAUAACCGUGUUAACUAUAGUUGCUUGAUAUAAAUCUUAUUAACGGUGAUACUGUUUGUAACAGACAAUGUUUACAAAUGACACUAUAUAGCAUUACUACAAACAUAUAAAACAGGACAUGUGAAGAUGAUGAUGAUCAUGAUUACGUUUAUUCAUUUAUUUUUACGAACCACUUCAUCCUCGUAAUGGUCACAGCACACUAAAGAAUACACCCUGUCUAAAACACUCGUCUGCUUACAUACUAACAUCUAGCAGGGUUUUUACAGUAGCCAGGCCACCCUCAGCAUGUUUUGGAUGGUAGAUACAUUUACAGUGGAAGCACCUCUUACCGAGGGAAACCGUCAGCAUAUUAAAGCCAGGACCCACAGACUGUACAGUACAAAAGGUUUGUUUUUGUUUUGUAUUAAAAAGCUCAUAAAUUUACAAAGUAUUUCUUUCAUUUUUAUAAAUGUAUUUUGAUGUUUUGAUUUAUGUUAAAAUGUAUCCGACCAAUAAAGAAAAUUUUAAAAAAG
Molecule: messenger RNA, 1654 nt
Organism: Trichomycterus rosablanca
Lineage: Eukaryota; Metazoa; Chordata; Actinopteri; Siluriformes; Trichomycteridae
Product: high affinity immunoglobulin gamma Fc receptor I-like
Exons: 6
Coding region: 30-944 (304 amino acids)
Biological process (GO): cell surface receptor signaling pathway
Cellular component (GO): plasma membrane
Molecular function (GO): transmembrane signaling receptor activity
Source: RefSeq, a predicted model, not a curated record